AUGGAAGGUGUGGACUCGGAUCCGGGGCACGAUGCAGGAUCUCGUCGAGAGCGGCCAUGGCUAUACGCAUCGAAUCGCAAGCUACGCCAUCUUCAUGGAGUCUCUGUCCGUAACUUGGCAGCUACGCCCCCCACGAGCCGUGCACGCGGCAAGACGAUUGACGAGGACGAUAUUCCCAAUGCCCUAAAGUCGCCCUCGAAAUUGCUAUCGCAGAAAGAGACACGACCACUGCAUCCGUCACGGUCAUUCUCGGAGCUCAAGUCGCGUCCAGCUGAGGACGGCGAUGCAGUCACAAAGACCGAGUCGCGUGCUUCCCGUCGCCGGAGUCUGCUACCUUGGAACGAUCCCAAUCCUCGAACGCGACAAGUAAGCUUAGAAGAGAUCACCAAGAACCGUAUGGCGGAUACAUGGAUUUCAAUUCAUUGCGAUGGCAUCUUUGAACCAAUCUACAUCAGCGAGGUGAUCGAGAAAUCGACCAACCCCAGCUUUCAGUUCUUUGAUCUAAAUCAAUGCGGCCCUGUCGUCUCUCGAAAGGACUCCUUGACUCUGAAGCUCUGGUCAAAGACCGAGAACGCACCCGAAUUCGCCUUGCUUGUAGAGUUGCAGCUGAAUCUACGAUCCCUGCAAUUUCUAGGGAAAACGCUGGAGACCUUCCACCAGCCGCUGCCUGCCAACUCCAUUCUAUUUCACUUCCCAGAUGGCGUGUACACCAAUCUAACAGAUCUUCCGUCGGCAGAGCCACCCCUCGUUGGAGCGGGUCAACGAGUUACGGUUGACGGGACUACUUUACCAACUUCCUCUUACGACGCAUUGAUGCGACUGGCUAACCUGGAUGAAUGUGUACAAGAUGCGCUAGCCACGAGAGAGAAACUAGAGGCGCAGAUUGAAGAUAUUCUCAAGAAAAACGAGGUUGAAUUGGGUACAGAGGCUGGUGCUGCUAAGGCCAAAGAUCGACUUUCCUCAAUUAAACAAGCUGUUUCUGCUGAACGUAAGCAGCUCCGCGCAACAACCAAGCGGAAGGAGGAAUUAAUCGCAAGUAUCAAAGCCAGAAAGCAAGCGAUGGAAAGGGGGCGUCUCGCCGAGGACAAAACUCGCAGCCAUCUUCCAGACGCUCAACAGAAUCUUGUCUCGAGUGAACAAUUGCUACAACAAAAUUCAGUCGAAACCAAAGGCCAGAUCCGACGCAUUGCCGAAGACCUGAUGCUUAUCUACCCCAUCGACCCAAUCCCUGGAAAAUCAUUAGCCUUUACCAUUAAAGUGACCGCGGGAGUGGUCGCAGCUGCGCUGGGAUACACUGCCCAUCUGGUGUAUCUGCUCUCCUUCUAUCUGUCCGUGACCAUUCCCUACCCUAUCAGCCCGAAUCUGUCGACCUCCUUGAUUCAGGACCCGGUGUCCCAGGACCUCCCACAGCGGACAUUUCCCUUGUAUCCGGUGAAUGUCCACUACCGUUUCGAAUAUGGAGUCUUUCUCCUGAACAAAAACAUCGAGUUUCUCCUGAACAAAGCAGGCGUCCGCGGCCUGGAUAUCCGACAUACCCUCCCCAAUCUUAAAUAUCUGCUCUACGUCCUCACCGCCGGCACCCAGGACAUUCCUGCGCGCAAGGCGGGUGGGGUCCGUCGCCCUUCUCGCAGGACGUCUAACUCCAUCUUUGUCCCGCCGGACUAG
Penicillium chermesinum is the source of this 1665-nucleotide messenger RNA. Its product is annotated as putative UV radiation resistance protein (UVRAG). Lineage: Eukaryota; Fungi; Ascomycota; Eurotiomycetes; Eurotiales; Aspergillaceae. Gene Ontology annotation, molecular function: SNARE binding. The transcript is spliced from 3 exons. The coding region runs from base 1 to 1665 and encodes 554 amino acids. The record is from RefSeq and is a predicted model, not a curated record. Gene Ontology annotation, biological process: SNARE complex assembly. Gene Ontology annotation, cellular component: endosome; lytic vacuole.